UGGAUAUUUAUUCGGCCGAGGACCACUUCACACACGGUGACUGAAUUCAACAUGGCUAUAACAGCUGAUCACAUCCGGGAUAAACUUGUCAAGGAGCUCGCGGCAGUGCACGUGGAAGUGGAGGAUACAUCACCCAACAGAUGUGCUGCUAGCUACAAAGUCCUGGUGGUAUCACCCCAGUUUGAGGGCAAACCACUGUUACAGAGACACAGGAUGGUGAAUUCGUGCUUAGCCGAGGAGCUGAAACAGAUCCAUGCGUUUGAACAGAAGACCCUCACACCAGAACAGUGGGAGAAACAGAAGUCACAGUGACACACACACAUCACCCUCACAUCAGUGUAGAAUUUCUGCUAUAAAACAAGCCUUACACUUCUCUGAUAUGUAGACCGCAGACACAUGCAUGUGUUUCAUUUCUGUAAUAUGGAUAUAAAUGCAAUGGAAUGUUCCGGUGGCAAUAAAACACAUUGAUGCUA
This is a messenger RNA of Thunnus maccoyii (southern bluefin tuna), 473 nucleotides long. RefSeq lists its product as uncharacterized. Gene Ontology annotation, biological process: intracellular iron ion homeostasis. Gene Ontology annotation, cellular component: nucleus; cytosol. Lineage: Eukaryota; Metazoa; Chordata; Actinopteri; Scombriformes; Scombridae. Bases 52 to 312 code for a protein of 86 amino acids. The record is from RefSeq and is a predicted model, not a curated record. The transcript has 4 exons. Gene Ontology annotation, molecular function: 2 iron, 2 sulfur cluster binding.